CGUUCGUUCCAUUUUCUUUUUCGGCGAGCUAGGUUUUUCAUAGCGUCGGGAAGCAAUUUUAUUUUAAGGUUUUUGAUUACAUAUGUUAAAUAUGAAAAGUUUAUUUCAUAAAAUUAUCAUGAAAUAAAAUUAACUCUGUAAAAUACUUAUGUUGUUUAAAGAAAUGUAAGUUAAUUUUUAAUAAAAAUACAGUAUAAUUGAGUGUAAAACCUUGCCGGUCUGCCUAAAAAAGAACGCGUAUUGCAUAUCGACUAUUAUUUGCAACUUUUUUGUGUUUUGUGAGAAACUAUAGUUAUUCCUUUCGGUGGUGCAUUAGAACAAAUCACAAUAAAUAUGGCUGAUGGCGUUGUGCUUGAUUUAUACGCCGAAGAUUUGGAUAAAGAUUUUCCACCGCAAAGUCAGGAUGAGUUUUGUGGAGAUGGAGUAGAUUUAUAUGAUGAUAUAGGUGGUCCCAAUGAAAGUACUGUUGGUGGAUCUAGUGCUGCUGCUUCAGUCACCGGUGAUGGUUCCAAUGCUGGUGGUAGUGAUGGCACUGGAAAUGGGUCAAACGGAGUAUACCAUCAAGGAGGUGGUAGUCUAACUCCUAAUCAAGCGGGACGUCGUUUUCAACUUUAUAUUGGAAAUUUAACAUGGUGGACAACUGAUCACGAUAUAUCAAGUGCAAUGCGUGAUAUAGGUAUCACAGAUUUUCAAGAGGUUAAAUUUUUCGAAAAUCGUUCGAAUGGUCAAUCAAAAGGAUUCUGUGUCAUAUCAUUAGGUUCAGAGCCUAGUUUACGUAUGGUGCUUGAGCGUUUACCAAAAAAAGAACUGCAUGGACAAGCGCCUGUUGUCACUUAUCCAACAAAACAAGCAUUAAAUCAGUUCGAAAGUUUACAAAAAACACGUCCAGUUCCACCAGCACAAACUAAUGGACCACCACGUGGUCCAGCACCGCCAAAUAUGAACGUUGGCGGGCCUUUGCCUCCACAUCCUGGUCCACAAGGCGUACCUCCUGGGCAUCCAUCUCGUAUGAUUAAUCCCAAUAUGCCGCCUGGGCAAUAUAGGCCUCAACAUAUGCCACAAGGCCCUCCAGGUGGUCCAAAUGCAGGUCCACCAAGAAUGCAGCAACUUAAUGUUUGGUUGUAG
Molecule: messenger RNA, 1125 nt
Organism: Teleopsis dalmanni
Lineage: Eukaryota; Metazoa; Arthropoda; Insecta; Diptera; Diopsidae
Product: cleavage and polyadenylation specificity factor subunit 6-like
Exons: 5
Coding region: 334-1125 (263 amino acids)
Biological process (GO): mRNA alternative polyadenylation
Cellular component (GO): mRNA cleavage and polyadenylation specificity factor complex
Molecular function (GO): mRNA binding
Source: RefSeq, a predicted model, not a curated record